ACUCGCUUUCACACGUCGUUUCUGCGUUUCGGGCUCCGAAGUCGCUCCGUCUCCUUCCCCUUUAACGGUCAUCUUUCUCGUUUCUCUCACUAAGUUCGUCCCCUUUUCUCUCUCUCUCUCCUCCGCUCACUUCCACUCUCUCUCUCUAGAACUCUCCACUAUGCGCAGGCGCCCCUCCUCCGCCCCCCUCGCCCUGCUCCUCCUCGCCCUCCUCGCUCCGCCACUGCCGGCGGCUGCGGCGGCGGCGGCGGCGGCGUCGGGGCCCCCCGGCGUCCCGAGCCUGGAGCUGUGGUGCGUGGCGAAGAACAACGCCGACGACGCCUCGCUACAGUCGGCGAUCAACUGGGCCUGCGGGCCCGGCGGCACCGACUGCGGCCCGAUCCAGCAGGGCGGGCCCUGCUACGACCCCGCCGACGUCGGGAGGACGGCGUCGUACGCGUUCAACGACUACUACCUGAAGCACGGCAUGACCGACGACGGCUGCAACUUCGCCGACACGGCGGCGCUCACCUCGAUCAACCCCAGUCACGGCAAUUGCAAGUUCCCCUCUAGGUAAUCAAAGAAACGAACUUUUCGUUUUGAAAUUGCUGUAUUAAAAUGAUAGCUUGUCUGUUAAUAAUGGCAGUCGUUCUGGUGCAUCAACGGCAGUUGGAGUUCAGCCCACCUAUGACAAUUUGAGCGGCUGCAAUCGGAUUGCUAUCCGGCGGUAUUCUUUUGUAAUCAUGAGCAUUUGUUCA
Messenger RNA from Eucalyptus grandis, 737 nucleotides. RefSeq names its product PLASMODESMATA CALLOSE-BINDING PROTEIN 5. NCBI's taxonomy places the organism in Eukaryota, Viridiplantae, Streptophyta, Magnoliopsida, Myrtales, Myrtaceae. The transcript is spliced from 3 exons. Bases 161 to 556 code for a protein of 131 amino acids. The record is from RefSeq and is a predicted model, not a curated record.